This is a messenger RNA of Nicotiana tabacum (common tobacco), 513 nucleotides long. RefSeq lists its product as uncharacterized. NCBI's taxonomy places the organism in Eukaryota, Viridiplantae, Streptophyta, Magnoliopsida, Solanales, Solanaceae. The record is from RefSeq and is a predicted model, not a curated record.
AUGGGACUCUCAGCUUCUAAGCGAGUAACUCGUUCACUCCAAAACUCGUCCGAGUUCAACUCGGCAUGUGACUCAGUAUACGACGAUUGUCUCUCCCUAUCACAGCACGCCUUCCCCGGAGUCAAACCCUACCAGCUCUUCUCCGCCGCCGAACGCCUCCACGUUUCUCUCUAUCCCUCCGUCCCUCUCAUAACCAACUGGGUCAAAUCGCCUCCGACCCGAUUACAAGUAGAUAAAGCCUUUAAAGUCGUAUCCACGCGCCUGUCCGGCGAGGAGAAAGAGAGCGAAAUUGUGCUUGGGAAUACUGAAUUUAAGGAGUUCGCGGUGGAGGUAUUUGCAGACGCUGCCGUUUCCGGGGCUGGGAAAGAGCUGUUGAAGCGGGUCCCGGUAGGUGCUAUUGGAAUUGUUGGUGUGGGUGUGGUGGUGAAGCCCGGGAAAGAAUUGGUUGCGGCGGCAAUUGGUGCUUACGCGCUUGGUGUUGCCACUUCGGUAUACGUCAGCUUGGCUGGAUAA